Nezara viridula (southern green stink bug) is the source of this 1056-nucleotide messenger RNA. The record is from the annotation of a GenBank genome assembly. NCBI's taxonomy places the organism in Eukaryota, Metazoa, Arthropoda, Insecta, Hemiptera, Pentatomidae.
ACAAGCUUUAGCUCUUUGGCAUUAGUAAAGUAGGUUACUGUUAGAUUAAGGUUAUAAUACCGAUUCCGGGCUUCUUGGUAUUUUAAAACUUGUAAAUUCUAAUAUUAAAAAUGUUAUUUUACUCUUUCUUCAAGUCAUUAGUUGGGAAGGAUGUAGUGGUUGAACUGAAGAAUGACUUAAGUAUCCAUGGUAUCCUGCACUCUGUUGACCAAUAUUUGAACAUUAAGUUGACGGAUAUCAGCGUCACAGAUAGUGAAAAGUACCCACACAUGCUGUCAGUGAAGAACUGUUUCAUCAGAGGCUCCGUCGUGAGGUAUGUCCAAUUGCCAGCUGAUGAAGUCGACACCCAACUGUUACAGGAUGCUGCAAGGAAAGAAGCCUCGCUCCAGACGCGAUGAUUUUUUAGGAUAGUUUAUAUUUUAUUUUACUUAUAGUUGUAAUUUUUGUAAUUAAAACAAAUUCUGUAUAAAUACAUUUAUAUUUUAUAUUUCAUUCCUUCUGAUAUUUUAAUAAAAUGGUAUUCGCGCUCUAUGUCUAUUAAAAUAUUUACUUAAACAAGAAAGCAUUAUGUUGAUUAAAAAAUUUUUGAAAAUGGAUCUUUAAACGUAAUUCUCUUGACCUUAUUGUUGACAAUUAAGGCUAUAAUUCUACCGCAAUCAGUUGGCAUUCCAAGGGAGGACUAAUGUGAACACUAAAUUGAAACUUUUAUUUGUUUUUUUUCCUAAACCUCAAGCAUUACUUACUUAAUAUGUACUUAUAUUGUUCCUAAAUUAGAACAUUAUGAUAUUUUUCAAAGUAUGUAUUGUAACGUUCCCUUUGUCAACAUAAAUCAAACAACGAGUUUCCUUUUUCAAUAUACUAUUUAUUUUAACAUAUAACAUAAAUCUCAGGUUGGGUUCUGACAACUGAACACUCAUUCUACAUUAAAUAACUAUAACUUACUAAUUAAUAAAUACAUAUAAAGAAACUAGAUACAUACAUUAAGAAAUUAUACAUAUUGUUUUCAAAAACCUUGAUGGUCCCAGUCUAAACUUUGUGGCUCUUUCUAUUUUCUCA